Molecule: messenger RNA, 1116 nt
Organism: Fusarium pseudograminearum CS3096
Lineage: Eukaryota; Fungi; Ascomycota; Sordariomycetes; Hypocreales; Nectriaceae
Exons: 2
Coding region: 1-1116 (371 amino acids)
Cellular component (GO): Prp19 complex; U2-type catalytic step 1 spliceosome; U2-type catalytic step 2 spliceosome
Molecular function (GO): U6 snRNA binding; pre-mRNA binding
Source: RefSeq, a predicted model, not a curated record
AUGCCACCCCAGAUCAAGCAAGAUCUUAACCGCUCAGGAUGGGAAACCACCGAUUUCCCAUCCGUUUGUGAGACGUGUCUCCCUGAAAACCCUUACGUUAAAAUGCUCAAAGAGGACUAUGGCGCCGAAUGCAAAUUGUGCACCAGACCUUUUACUGUCUUUGCUUGGAGCGCCACGCGCGCCAACGGUCGCAAGAAGCGAACCAACAUUUGCCUAACCUGCGCGAGGCUCAAGAACUGCUGCCAGUGUUGCAUGCUCGAUCUUUCCUUUGGCCUUCCCAUCGUCGUACGCGAUGCCGCUCUCAAGAUGGUCGCCCCCGGCCCUCAGUCCGACAUCAACCGAGAAUACUUUGCUCAAAAUAACGAACAACUGAUCGAGGAGGGAAAGGUCGGACAAGAGGAAUACGAAAAGACAGACGAGAAGGCGCGUGAGCUGCUACGAAGACUCGCCAACAGCAAACCCUACUUCCGCAAAGGAAGGACUAUUGAGGAGGGUGAAAGCUCCAAGAGCGGAAACGCAGCUGUUGGUGCUGGCCUCGGCGGUCCAGGCCCUAUUCGAACGCGAGAUUCCAAGGCUGCCGCAGCAGCGGGAGCUAAACCCGGUGGUAAGGGUCGUCAGGUGUUCCCAAGUGCUGCCCAGUUGCCUCCGAGUCCGCGCGACUGGCAACCCCCCGCCGACAAGAGUAUCAUGUCGCUUUUUGUGACUGGUAUUGAGGACGACCUACCCGAGUACAAGCUUAGGGAUUUCUUCAAGGCACACGGCAAGAUCAAGAGCUUGGUCUGCUCACACAUGUCACACUGCGCCUUUGUCAACUACGAAACUCGAGAGGCGGCCGAGAAAGCUGCGGAGGCAUGCCAGGGUCGAGCUGUGAUUGCUGGAUGUCCGCUGCGGGUUCGAUGGGGACAACCAAAGGCAAUUGGUACUAUGGAUAAAGACCAAAGAAGUCAGAUGCUGCGUGAUGCCAGACAGCGCCAGGGAGGUUCUCAAGGUCAAGGCUCACGAGCAGCGGAGGGCAGUGGCGAGUCUACUAACCGGCCUGCGGCUCUCCCUGCCCCUGUGGCAGCACCUCCUGGAGCUUCUGAUACCCCUGCCUACGCUGCUCUUUCUGGAGACUAG